Molecule: messenger RNA, 4756 nt
Organism: Atta colombica
Lineage: Eukaryota; Metazoa; Arthropoda; Insecta; Hymenoptera; Formicidae
Gene: CASK
Product: peripheral plasma membrane protein CASK
Exons: 20
Coding region: 993-3731 (912 amino acids)
Biological process (GO): regulation of neurotransmitter secretion; protein phosphorylation
Cellular component (GO): plasma membrane; cell-cell junction
Molecular function (GO): signaling receptor binding; ATP binding; protein kinase activity
Source: RefSeq, a predicted model, not a curated record
CGUUAACGACUUCUCGUAACGUGCGUUACUCGUGCGGCUCUCCGGAGACAAAAAGGGACACCGUAUAUCACGUAACCGGACUUGAACGAAUCCGGUACCCCACUGUGCUUUUGAGGCAGGUCACGACGGGGCCUAUCUACGAGCCUGACGUAUAAUAUUGUAUCGCUACCGUCUGUUUUCUCGUGCUGACACUGCCGGCAAGGCAAGGCGAGGCGAGGCAAGACGAGACGAGACGAGACGAGACGAGACGAAACGAGACGAGACGAGACGAGAGCGAGAGCGAGCUAAGUCUAAGCGAGCAGAGCUGAGCCAAGCUGAGCGCGCGGCACGAAAGGUGACAAGGCGGGUGUCGACGGUGUGCUCGCCCGAUAUUGUCUGGCUCCGCGCAAAGGCAGAGCUGUGCGCCACACGUACGAAUCACGAAUCGGAGCACCCCUGCAGUGGUACAGUGUUGGCUCGUGUCCGCCGACAGAGUGUCAGUGCGACGGCGGUCGGUGGUGUGCUGACACACGAGUGUAUUAUCCGCGGCUGUGUGUGCGUGCGUAUGUGCGUGACGUGUGCGUAAAGGCGAGAGAGCGACGGGCCGGCGGUGAAGGUGGUGCAAGAGAGAGGGACGGGCGCGACAGUGAUGCGGCCGUGAAUCCUCGAUACGUGGCUGCGUUCACGCCGCGUGUACUCCAUACGACACGGAUACAACGACACAACGACAACGACGACGAGGACGACGAAGACGUCGACGACGGCGGCGACGACGACAACGACGACGACGACGACGACGACGACGACGACGACGACAAUAACGACGACGUCGAUCACAACAACGACGACGACGUUGUUGGUUAGGAAACGACCGGAGCGACAGAAAAAGGCGCGUACUUAUAAAAGGCGCUCCGAAUUAUCACGCAUUCACGUAACCGCGACGCAUCACCUGACGCGUACAGGUUCCUAGCUUGGUCGACUCCUUCGACCUCCUCCUCUUCCUCGUCGUCACUAUGGCGGACGACGAGGUUCUCUUCGACGAUGUUUACGAGCUCUGCGAAAUUAUCGGCAAAGGACCAUUCAGCGUCGUUCGGAAAUGCAUUCACCGUCACACCGGGCAAAUUUUUGCCGUGAAAAUUGUCGAUGUGGCGAAAUUCACCUCUAGUCCUGGGCUCAGUACUGCGGAUUUAAAACGAGAAGCUACAAUAUGCCAUAUGUUGAAACAUCCACAUAUUGUGGAACUGCUCGAAACUUACAGCUCCGAGGGCAUGCUAUACAUGGUAUUUGAAUAUAUGGACGGCUCUGAUUUAUGCUUCGAGGUCGUAAGACGAGCAACUGCUGGAUUCGUAUACAGUGAAGCAGUUGCAAGUCACUACAUGCGACAGAUCCUCGAAGCAUUGCGUUACUGCCAUGAGAAUGACAUUAUUCAUCGUGACCUGAAGCCGCAGUGCGCCCUCCUGGCUGGCAAGGAAAAUUCCGCCCCGGUGAAGCUGCGCGGUUUCGGCGUUGCCGUGCAACUCCCGACUUCGCAAUCUAAUGGCGUUGGUCGUGUCGGAUGUCCGCACUUCAUGGCGCCGGAAGUGAUCCAACGGCGACAGUAUGGGAAACCCGGUGAUGUCUGGUCAGCCGGAGUGCUGCUACAUGUCUUGCUAACUGGCACACUUCCGUUCGUCGGAUCUCGAGACAGGCUGCGGGAAGCGAUCUGUCGAGGGCGGGUGCAGAUGGAGACACCACUCUGGGAUCCCAUUAGUGAGCCGGCGAAAGAUCUCAUACAGAGAAUGCUUACAACCGACGUGAAUCAUAGGAUCACCAUCCAGGAGGUUCUCAACCACAAGUGGCUCAGAGAUCGUGAUAAGGGUGCAGCCCGUAUACAUUUAGGUGACACUAUAGAAGAGCUUAAGAAAUUCAAUGCGAGGCGAAAAUUGAAAGACGCCGUAAAAGCAGCCGUCUCCUCGUCGAAGUGGCAUGCUCCGUAUUCAGAAGCUAAUGGCGACAAUUUCUCUGACGUCGGCGAUGAUGAGAUAACUACAGGCGCUGUAGCUGAAAUUGUGGAUUGCUUGGAUGACAUUGAAAUUCUUGAGGAAAGUGACAGACUGUUGCGAUCGGAAGUUCUCAAUGCCGUUGAUGAUCAUCGAAUUCGAGUCAUCUUAGAGCUUUAUGACAGAAUCUCAGGUCGUGUACCUGCACCAUAUCGAGCACCACAAACGGAUGCGGUUCAACGUGCUCAUGACGUUGAAGAGAUUCUUCGGGAAGCAGAGCAUUCGGCGGUGCGAAAUAUCGAUAGAGCCGAUCUUCGAGAACUUCACGAAUUAUUGGUCCAGCCACAUAUGAGGGCACUUCUACAAGCUCACGAUGUUGCCGGUCACGAGGUCUACGGCGAGGAAGCCACCAGGGUAACGCCACCGCCACUUCUCACGUAUCUGAAUGGCGGUGACGAUCUCGAAGGACAAAACGGCGAUUUAGAUGAAAAAAUUACUCGCGUCAGACUAGUGCAGUUCCAGAAGAAUACGGAUGAGCCAAUGGGAAUUACAUUGAAAAUGAAUGAGGAUGGACAAUGCUUCGUAGCGCGGAUUAUGCACGGUGGGAUGAUCCAUAGACAAGCCACUCUUCACGUCGGUGAUGAAAUUAGAGAGAUCAACGGUAUACCAGUUCAGAAUCAAUCCGUUAAUGCCUUGCAAAAGAUUCUGCGGGAGGCACGUGGGUCGGUGACUUUCAAGAUCGUGCCGUCGUACAGGAGCGCGCCGCCCCCCUGCGAGAUUUUCGUUCGAGCGCAAUUCGACUACGAUCCACUAGAAGAUGAAUUGAUACCCUGCGCACAGGCUGGAAUCGCUUUUAGAACCGGUGACAUUCUGCAGAUCAUCAGCAAGGAUGAUCAUCAUUGGUGGCAAGCGAGAAAGGAUAACGCGGCUGGUUCCGCGGGUCUUAUCCCAUCGCCCGAACUUCAGGAAUGGCGCAUUGCUUGCAUGUCUAUGGAGAAGAACAAGCAAGAACAAGAUGCUGAAGGAGAAGGUGGAUGUUCUUCUCACACCGAAGGCUGCGACGGUUCGACAGUAAAUUGCUCAAUAUUCGGCCGGAAAAAGAAGCAAUACAAGGAUAAAUAUCUUGCAAAGCACAACGCUGUUUUCGACCAGCUGGACCUGGUGACCUACGAAGAGGUCGUGAAGCUUCCUUAUCCUGCCUUCCAACGGAAAACUUUAGUAUUAUUGGGAGCACAUGGUGUCGGUCGACGACACAUAAAAAAUACGAUUAUUUCCAAGCAUCCUGAUAAAUACGCCUAUCCUAUUCCGCAUACAACGAGGCCUCCACGAAGUGAUGAAGAAAAUGGUCGUAAUUACUAUUUCGUAUCGCAUGAUGAAAUGAUGGCAGAUAUAGCUGCUAAUGAAUACCUCGAAUACGGUACGCAUGAAGAUGCUAUGUACGGAACUAAGCUCGAAACUAUCCGCAAAAUUCAUGAAGAAGGCAGAAUGGCCAUAUUGGAUGUUGAACCACAGGCACUGAAAGUUUUACGGACUGCUGAAUUUGCACCUUACGUCGUUUUCAUCGCUGCACCAGCAUUUGCAAAUGUUACGGAUUUCGACGGUAGUUUAGAACGUUUGGCGAAAGAGUCGGACAUGCUGAAGCAAGCAUAUGGGCAUUUCUUCGAUUUGACUAUCGUGAACAACGAUCUUGACGAGACAAUCGCCCAAUUGGAGGCUGCGAUUGAACGCGUUCACACGACACCACAAUGGGUGCCUGUUUCUUGGGUCUACUGACAGCGGUCUUCGCCGAUUCGUCACAUCGUCACCACGGAUUGCAAUGGCUCAUCAAGGAUGAAACAGUGAUCGCUGGUGCCGUGACGAUCAUCGUAUCACGAUCGGUCCUCUCGACGCAAAGAUUUGACGUCAACAGUCACCGGCGUCCAACAGGAAUACGCCGCAGACAAUUACGCCGUGUACGUAGGACGUACUCAACGUACCAGUAAACAUACUCGUCGUCGAUCGGCUCGACGGUGAAAACGAUCAAAGUGCGUGACUAUACGAUGGCCGUGUGUUCAUGAAAUUCUUUCCAUCGCUGCGUAAUUGUUAUUAUCAGUCGCGAGACACGAGAAGAGACCAGCGACGUAUCGUAGUCAUCCUGAUCCAUCGAUGAGUAUCGCUGUUGCGUCCGCUACCGAGUCGGAUCAUCCGGAAAUGGAACGCGUCAUCAUCGAAGCACGACGAAGAUCAGUGACGGCAAUAAUGUCGUCACGUGCGUCUAGAAACGGGCGCUUUUUCGCGGACCACCAACUCUUUCCUGAUUUCAUCUCCUUCUCCCUCUAUUCCGUCUUCCUCCUUUGAAGAUUAAAAGAUAAGACAAAGAGCAACACUGAUCAGCUGGGACUUCUUUUGAAAUGAGACUGCUGAACGAAUGCGUGUCUUUCUUUUUUAUUCCGCGCAAUUUGUCGUUUCUUUCGACACAUUCCUGGCACGGUUUCGACGAAUUCACAUACGAAUUUCUCGUGAUUCCACGCUCAAGGCAAUCACGUUUACGAACGCGAACUAUGUGCAGUGAUAUGGCAACGCGAUAACAAGAAUCAAAGAAUGUCGCGCAGAAUGUGGAAAACCAAAAAUGAGAAACAAUAAUCGUUCAUACUUUCGCACGGAUAUCAACCGAGCGGCUGCAUCUUCGUACUCUUUAUCUGCGGAAUCUAUCGAUUUCCGCAAACUGUAAUUGCCUCCAAUCAUAUUUUAUCGUAAUUACUUAACGAAAAGAAGCUAGAGAUCUCUCUCGUGCGGCACGGCAGUGCUCAUGAAUAUAA